AUGAAUUUCGUGUGGUUUGCACUGCUGGCCACGGCUCUGGCCGACAACGCCAACAACAACAACAACAACAACAACAAUAACAACAACAACAACGCCCAGCAGACGCAGCAGACCGCGUCGGCGUCGGCCGCGUCGACGUCGGUGUCCUCGUCGCAGGUGUACUCGGACGAGUACGGAGUUCUGCAGUUCCAGAACUUUGGGUUCGAGGGCUACUUCUACAACGUGAAGAGCAUCGACUCGAGCUCGAACGAUUCGUGCACGUGCGAGAUCAACACAGACAAGCCGGUCAGUUUCGAGGGCGCGAUCUCGCCGCUCAACAACGAGGUCUCGGUGCACAUCAGGGGCCCGAUAAACCUGCAGAAGUUCGGCUACUACGUCGCCGACGACUACACGUCGGGCCAGACCAACGGCUCGUGGUCGCGGCUCGCGUACUACGACUCCGACGACCUCACCGCAGACAACGUGACGUUCCUCGGCAACGUGGGCGAGAAUGUCACGUGCCUCGGAAAAGCGCUGGACUACGUCGACUCCGACGGCGUGUCGGCCGCGAGCGAGAGCACCGUGCUGGCCAACGUGACGCUGCACUCCGACGAGGAGCUGAUCAUCAUGUCGAACGUGUCGUGCGGCGACUCCGGGUUCAGCAAGGACUGCGGCGUUUAUAGAGACGGCGUCCCGGCGUACCACGGCUACUACGGCACCACCAAGAUGUUUUUGUUCCAGUUCCUGGCGCCUGAGGAGGACACCGUGAGCGAGGACACCGCGUCGUACAACAUGCCGGCCAUCUGGCUGCUCAACGCGCACAUCCCGCGCACCGCGCAGUACCCGACCAACGCCAACUGCUCGUGCUGGAGCUCUGGCUGCGGCGAGUUCGACAUCUUCGAGGUCCUCAACACCACCGAGGCCCUGCACUUCUACUCAACGAUCCACGACUACCAGGGCACCGGCGACAUCGAGACAGGGCUGGCCAACGAGGGCUAUCUGGAGCGCACGCCCGACGCUGUCAUGAUGGGCGGUGUUGUGUUUGGCAGCGACGGCACGGCCACGGUGUUCCUGUCGAACUCCACCAGUUUCGACGAGACCAUCAGCAACUCCGACCUCAACGACUGGAUCUCGGACGUGGAGAAGGCCGAGUCCGAGCACACCAUGACGCUGUCCUCGGUGACCAACACCGUGAACGGGGCCGCCUCGCUGGAGAAUAGCUGGUGGACCCUUGGCCUGCUGGCCUUUAUGUGUGUACUAUAG
Ogataea angusta is the source of this 1242-nucleotide messenger RNA. RefSeq lists its product as uncharacterized. The transcript has a single exon. Bases 1 to 1242 code for a protein of 413 amino acids. Lineage: Eukaryota; Fungi; Ascomycota; Pichiomycetes; Pichiales; Pichiaceae. Gene Ontology annotation, cellular component: fungal-type cell wall. The record is from RefSeq and is a predicted model, not a curated record.